Molecule: messenger RNA, 5974 nt
Organism: Oncorhynchus mykiss (rainbow trout)
Lineage: Eukaryota; Metazoa; Chordata; Actinopteri; Salmoniformes; Salmonidae
Source: RefSeq, a predicted model, not a curated record
CUGACAGCUGUCCUUAAUUAGCCAACAACAUUAGAAGGGUCUGGGAUUCCUUUAAAAGGAGCAACCAAACAUCUGGCAAAUAUAGUAAAAGGGAUAUUCUGGUAGGAUGUAUGCCUACCAUUAGUGCUGAAUACUGGUGAGGUUUUGAGGGCAAAAUGGCUGUGAUGAUUGGAAUCGCUUUCAGCGUUUCUUGGCUUUGUUGCCUGCUAAUUGGAGGGAUAACGUGUUCUACAUCAGAAGGUGAUUGGUCUCCUGCACUGGAUUCUAAUGCAGCAUGGCUUGACGCAGGAUCACUUCGGUCUCUAGGAUAUGGCAAUUAUAAGUCUCCAAAAUCUCAAAUGCAAGCGCAACAGAAACAUCCGGCCGCCAUCCUGCGGAAGGAAUUGGCCCCCAUGUCCCAGCAACCUCAGCAAGUGUGGUAUCCAGUUCAAAUGCUGCAGAAGCAACAGACCGCCGUGCUCCAGCAAGUGGGGCAUCAAGCUCAAAUGCUGCCGCAACCACCGUCCGCCGUGCCCCAGCAAGUGUGGCAUCAAGCUCACAUGCUGAAGCAUAAGCAACCGACCGCUGUACCCCAGGAAGUGUGGCAUCCAGCUCAAAUGCCCCUGCAGCAGAAGGAACCAUCCGCAGAAGCUCAGCCGCAGAGGAAACCGACAACUGUGCCCCAGCAAGUGUGGCAUCAAGCUCACAUGCUGAAGCAGAAGCUCCCGCCCGCCGUGUCCCAGCAAGUGUGGAAUCCUGCUCUAAUGCCCCUGCAGCAGAAGCAACCGACCACUGUGCCCCAGCAAGUGUGGAAUCCUGCUCUAAUGCCCCUGCAGCAGAAGCAACCAACCGCUGUGCCCCAGCAAGUGUGGAAUCCAGCUCAAAUGCAGCAGAAGCAACCGUCCGCCGUGCCCCAACAAGUGUGGAAUCCUGCUCUAAUGCCCCUGCAGCAGAAGCAACUGACCACUGUGCCCCAGCAAGUGUGGAAUCCUGCUCUAAUGCCCCUGCAGCAGAAGCAACCAACCGCCGUGCCCCAGCAAGUGUGGAAUCCAGCUCAAAUGCAGCAGAAGCAACCGUCCGCCGUGCCCCAACAAGUGUGGCAUCCAGCUCAAAUGCCCCUGCAGCAGAAGCAACCGGCCACUGAACCUGAACAGAAGGAACUGACUGCCAUGCCCCAGCAAAUGUGGUAUGGAGCUAAAAUGCUCCAACCAGAAAAUCAUCUGGCCGCCAUGCCACAGAAGCUACAGGGCUCCAGUCUCCAGCUGCCUCUGUUCGUGUGGCAUCCAUCUCAAUUUCCCCAGCAGCAGAAGGAAGUGGCCGUCGAGCCCCAGCAGCAGAAGGAAGUGGCCGUCGAGCCCCAGCAGCAGAAGGAAGUGGCCGUCGAGCCCCAGCAGCAGAAGGAAGUGGCCGUCGAGCCCCAGCAGCAGAAGGAAGUGGCCGUCGAGCCCCAGCAGCAGAAGGAAGUGGCCGUCGAGCCCCAGCAGCAGAAGGAAGUGGCCGUCGAGCCCCAGCAGCAGAAGGAAGUGGCCGUCGAGCCCCAUCAGCAGAAGCAACCGGCCGUCGAGCCCCAGCAAGAGUGGAAUCCAGCUCAAAUGCUGCAGAAGCAACCGACUGACAUGCCCCAGCAAGUGUGGAAUCCAUUUUACACACUGCAGAAGCAACCGACCGCCGUGCCCCAGCAAGUGUGGCAUCCAGCUCAAAUGCCCCUGCAGCAGAAGCAACCGACCGCCGUGCCCCAGCAAGUGUGGAAUCCAGCUCAAAUGCAGCAGAAGCAACCGACUGCCGUGCCCCAGCAAGUGUGGAAUCCAUUUCACACACUGCAGAAGCAACCGACCGCUGUGCCCCAGCAAGUGUGGAAUCCAUUUUACACACUGCAGAAGCAACCGACCGCCGUGCCCCAGCAAGUGUGGCAUCCAGCUCAAAUGCCCCUGCAGCAUAAGGAACCGACCGCCGUGCCCCAGCAAGUGUGGCAUCCAGCUCUAAUGCCCCUGCAGCAGAAGCAGCCGACCGCCGUGCCCCAGCAAGUGUGGCAUCCAGCUCAAAUGCCCCUGCAGCAGAAGCAACCGACCGCCUUGCCCCAGCAAGUGGGGCAUCCUGCACUAAUGCCCCUGCAGCAGAAGCAAACAACCGCUGUGCCCCAGCAAGUGUGGAAUCCAUUUUACACACUGCAGAAGCAACCGACCGCCGUGCCCCAGCAAGUGUGGCAUCCAGCUCAAAUGCCCCUGCAGCAUAAGGAACCGACCGCCGUGCCCCAGCAAGUGUGGCAUCCAGCUCUAAUGCCCCUGCAGCAGAAGCAGCCGACCGCCGUGCCCCAGCAAGUGUGGCAUCCAGCUCAAAUGCCCCUGCAGCAGAAGCAACCGACCGCCUUGCCCCAGCAAGUGGGGCAUCCUGCACUAAUGCCCCUGCAGCAGAAGCAAACAACCGCUGUGCCCCAGCAAGUGUGGAAUCCAUUUCACACACUGCAGAAGCAACCAACCGCCGUGCCCCUGCAAGUGUGGAAUCCAGCUCAAAUGCAGCAGAAGCAACCGACUGCCGUGCCCCAGCAAGUGUGGCAUCCUUCUCAAAUGCCCCUGCAGCAGAAGCAAACAACCUCUGUGCCCCAGCAAGUGUGGAAUCCAGCUCAAAUGCAGCAGAAGCAACUGGUCCCUAUGCCUCUACUGCAGAAGGAACCAACCACCAUAGCCCAGCAACCUCAGCAGGUGUGGCAUCCAGCGCAGAUGUCCAAGAAUCAAACAUCCACUGAACCUCAGCAGCAGAAACAACCAUCCACCACGCCCAAGCAAGCGUGGCAUCCAGCUCAAAUGCCCCUGCAGCAGAAGCAACCGGCCACUGAACCUCAACAGAAGGAACUGACUGCCAUGCCCCAGCAAAUGUGGUAUGGAGCUAAAAUGCUCCAACCAGAGAAUCAUCUGGCCGCCAUGCCACAGAAGCUACAGGGCUCCAGUCUCCAGCUGCCUCUGUUCGUGUGGCAUCCAUCUCAAUUUCCCCAGCAGCAGAAGGAAGUGGCCGUCGAGCCCCAGCAGCAGAAGGAAGUGGCCGUCGAGCCCCAGCAGCAGAAGGAAGUGGCCGUCGAGUCUCAGCAAGUGUGGCAUCCAUUUCACACACUGCAGAAGCAACCGACCGCCGUGCCCCAGCAAGUGUGGCAUCAAGCUCAAAUGCCCCUGCAGCAGAAGCAACUGGUCCCUUUGCCUCUACUGCAGAAAGAACCAAAAACCAUAGCCCAGCAAGCGUGGCAUCCAGCUCAAAUGCCCCUGCAGCAGAAGCAACCGACCGCCGUGCCCCAGCAAGUGUGGCAUCCAGCUCUAAUGCCCCUGCAGCAGAAGCAACCGGCCACUGAACCUCAACAGAAGGAACUGACCGCCGUGCCCCAGCAAGUGUGGCAUCCAGCUCAAAUGCCCCUGCAGCAGAAGCAACCUACCGCCGUGCCCCAGCAAGUGUGGAAUCCAUUUCACACACUGCAGAAGCAAGUGUGGCAUCCUGCUCUAAUGCCCCUGCAGCAGGAGCAACCAACCGACGUUACCCUGCAAGUGUGGCAUCCUUCUCAAAUGCCCCAGCAGCAGAAGGAACUGGCCGUCGAGCCCCAGCAGCAGAAGGAACCGACCGCCGUGCCCCAGCAAGUGUGGCAUCCAGCUCAAAUGCUGCAGAAGCAACCGACCACCGUGCCGCAGCAAGUGUGGCAUCCAGCUCAAAUGCUGCAGAAGCAACCGACCGCCGUGCCCCAGCAAGUGUGGCAUCCAGCUCAAAUGCCCCUGCUGCAGAAGCAACCGACCGCCUUGCCCCAGCAAGUGUGGCAUCCAGCUCAAAUGCCCCUGCUGCAAAAGGAACCGACCGCUGUGCCCCAGCAAGUGUGGCAUCCAGCUCAAAUGCUGCAGAAGCAACCGACCGCCGUGCCCCAGCAAGUGUGGCAUCAAGCUCAAAUGCCCCUGCUGCAAAAGGAACCGACCGCCGUGCCCCAGCAAGUGUGGCAUCCUGUUCAGUUUCCCCAGCAGAAGCAACUGGCCCCUAUGCCUCUACUGCAGAAGGAACCAACAACCAUAGCCCAGCAACCUCAGCAGGUGUGGCAUCCAGCUCAAAUGUCCAAGAAUCGAACAGCCACUGAACCUCAGCAGCAGAAGCAACCAUCCACCACGCCCCAGCAAGUGUGGCAUCUUGCUCUAAUGCCCCUGCAGCAGAAGCAACCGACCGCCGUGCCCCAGCAAGUGUGGCAUCCAGCUCUAAUGCCCCUGCAGCAGAAGCAACCGGCCACUGAACCUCAACAGAAGGAACUGACCGCCGUGCCCCAGCAAGUGUGGCAUCCAGCUCAAAUGCCCCUGCAGCAGAAGCAACUGACCGCCUUGCCCCAGCAAGUGGGGCAUCCUGCACUAAUGCCCCUGCAGCAGAAGCAAACAACCGCUGUGCCCCAGCAAGUGUGGAAUCCAUUUCACACACUGCAGAAGCAACCAACCACCGUGCCCCUGCAAGUGUGGAAUCCAGCUCAAAUGCAGCAGAAGCAACCGACUGCCGUGCCCCAGCAAGUGUGGCAUCCUUCUCAAAUGCCCCUGCAGCAGAAGCAAACAACCGCUGUGCCCCAGCAAGUGUGGAAUCCAGCUCAAAUGCAGCAGAAGCAACUGGUCCCUAUGCCUCUACUGCAGAAGGAACCAACCACCAUAGCCCAGCAACCUCAGCAGGUGUGGCAUCCAGCGCAGAUGUCCAAGAAUCAAACAUCCACUGAACCUCAGCAGCAGAAACAACCAUCCACCACGCCCCAGCAAGCGUGGCAUCCAGCUCAAAUGCCCCUGCAGCAGAAGCAACCGGCCACUGAACCUCAACAGAAGGAACUGACUGCCAUGCCCCAGCAAAUGUGGUAUGGAGCUAAAUUGCUCCAACCAGAGAAUCAUCUGGCCGCCAUGCCACAGAAGCUACAGGGCUCCAGUCUCCAGCUGCCUCUGUUCGUGUGGCAUCCAUCUCAAUUUCCCCAGCAGCAGAAGGAAGUGGCCGUCGAGCCCCAGCAGCAGAAGGAAGUGGCCGUCGAGCCCCAGCAGCAGAAGGAAGUGGCCGUCGAGCCCCAGCAGCAGAAGGAAGUGGCCGUCGAGCCCCAGCAGCAGAAGGAAGUGGCCGUCGAGCCCCAGCAGCAGAAGGAAGCGGCCGUCGAGUCUCAGCAAGUGUGGCAUCCAUUUCACACACUGCAGAAGCAACCGACCGCCGUGCCCCAGCAAGUGUGGCAUCAAGCUCAAAUGCCCCUGCAGCAGAAGCAACUGGUCCCUUUGCCUCUACUGCAGAAAGAACCAAAAACCAUAGCCCAGCAAGCGUGGCAUCCAGCUCAAAUGCCCCUGCAGCAGAAGCAACCUACCGCCGUGCCCCAGCAAGUGUGGAAUCCAUUUCACACACUGCAGAAGCAAGUGUGGCAUCCUGCUCUAAUGCCCCUGCAGCAGGAGCAACCAACCGACGUUACCCUGCAAGUGUGGCAUCCUUCUCAAAUGCCCCAGCAGCAGAAGGAACUGGCCGUCGAGCCCCAGCAGCAGAAGGAACCGACCGCCGUGCCCCAGCAAAUGUGGCAUACAGCUCAAAUGCUGCAGAAGCAACCGACCACCGUGCCGCAGCAAGUGUGGCAUCCAGCUCAAAUGCUGCAGAAGCAACCGACCGCCGUGCCCCAGCAAGUGUGGCAUCCAGCUCAAAUGCCCCUGCUGCAGAAGCAACCGACCGCCUUCAUUGUUGAACAGUCCGGUUUCAUCCAAAUCUCUUCCUACAGUUCCAAAUCGCACUACAAGAAUGGCAGAACUGUCAUCUCCCAAAUCAGCUACACUCCUAGGGAGGCAAUGCCUGAAUACAGUGGAAAUGCUCCCAAUGAUGGUUUUGUUAGCAUUGGUGCACCAAGCAUAUAUCCAACACUAGUGAAGGAUUCUGCAAGGAAAAUGUAAUGGAUUCAUCCUCUAGAAGCUCUAAUGACCAGGAAGUUGCUGGUGCUCUUGCUACUCUAGUGUGAUGGAAUCAAUAAACAAUUUGACUUUAAAAAAUG